AUGAAUCGUUUUGGUGAUAUUGAUGUUUCAUUUAAAAAACUUCCACCUGUUUAUGGUUAUCGCAGUGAAACGCUUGUUCCCAUUGAAACAGCACUAGAACCUAUCGAGUCUCAAAUUAAUGAAUUACCUUAUUACAUAAAGAUAGCCAAAAGAUACUGUCGUUUUCCAUCAGAACAUGGACUAACACAUGAUCAAUCAGCUGCUAUUUAUAUCUAUACAAUGGAAUGGGGUGAUACUAAUUUGUAUCGUGUAUUAAAUAAAGCACUACGAUCUGAAAAUCGACAAGCACUAAAGAUAUGGUUUCCAUAUUUAAAAUUAUUUGAUACAGCAUUGGAUAAGUUACCUACUGUUAAAGAGGUGGUUUGGAGAGGUGUACCUCUUGAUAUUGGAAAGAACUUCACUAAAAAUCAAAUUAUAACGUGGUGGAGUAUUAAUUCAUGUUCGUCAUCCGUCAAUGUUAUUAAAAAUUUUCUUAGUAAUGACAAAAAUUCAACACUUUUUCUGAUUGAAGCUGUUAAUGGAAAAAAAAUUUCUGGAUAUACAGAAUAUGAAAAUGAAGAUGAAAUUAUCUUACGAAUGGGUUCACAAUUUCGUGUGAAGAGCAAUCCUUUAGAUUAUUUGCAUGGCUCACAUGUCGUACAUUUAAUUGAAAUUGAUGACAACAAUGAUCAAACAUUAGCAUCGACUAUCAAUGAAAUGCAUACGACUGCAAAACCAUCAUAUAUAAAUACAUUGAUGAUUCCGAAUAUUCCAGUUGACACUCGAUGGGUGCAGAAUGGGGUGACUAUUGCUGGAGGCCUUGGAGCAGGCGAAGCCACCAAUCAACUCCGGGACCCACAUGGUCUCUUCAUUGAUGAUAACCAAACGAUAGUUAUUGCUGAUUCCUGGAAUCAUCGUGUCGUCCAAUGGAAGAUAGGCGAUGCCAAUGGACAAGUAGUAGCUGGUGGCCAUGGCCAAGGAAAUCGACUAGAUCAAUUGAAUUGUCCAACUGAUGUGUUGAUCGACAGAAAUACUAAUAGUCUCAUUAUUUGUGAUUGGGGGAAUAGACGAGUCGUACGAUGGUCUCAUCAUAGUGGUACCACCCAAGGAGAAAUUCUCCUUGACAAUAUUAUGUGCGCAGCAUUGACUAUGGAUGAUCAGAAAUAUCUCUAUAUCUCUGAUACUGAUAAACAUGAAGUACGACGAUAUCAAAUAGGAGACAAGAAUGGAACUGUCGUGGCUGGUGGUCAUGGCCAGGGUGCUGCUCUCAAUCAAACCAAUUUUCCUACUUACCUAUUUGUUGAUCAACAACAGGCUGUCUACGUGUCAGACAACAACAAUCAUCGUGUGAUGAAAUGGAAUAAAGGUGCAGAAGAAGGGAUUGUCCUCGCUGGAGGUCAAGGUGACGGUAACGCUCUGAGACAACUAUGUAGCCCUCAUGGACUGUUCGUCGAUACAUUGGGAACUAUUUAUGUGGCAGAUACAGGAAACCAUCGAGUGAUACGCUGGUCUAAAGGAGCGACAGAGGGUCAGAUUAUUGUGGGUGGAAAUGGUUAUGGAUCAGGAGCAAAUCAGUUGGCUAAUCCGAAGGGCUUUUUCUGCGAUCGACAUGGUAAUCUCUAUGUCGUUGAUUGUGGAAAUAAUCGUGUCCAACGAUUUUCUAUUAAAUAA
Rotaria sp. Silwood1 is the source of this 1650-nucleotide messenger RNA. NCBI's taxonomy places the organism in Eukaryota, Metazoa, Rotifera, Eurotatoria, Philodinida, Philodinidae. The record is from the annotation of a GenBank genome assembly.